Molecule: messenger RNA, 2604 nt
Organism: Engraulis encrasicolus (European anchovy)
Lineage: Eukaryota; Metazoa; Chordata; Actinopteri; Clupeiformes; Engraulidae
Product: serine/threonine-protein kinase SBK1
Exons: 4
Coding region: 303-1529 (408 amino acids)
Biological process (GO): peptidyl-serine phosphorylation; peptidyl-threonine phosphorylation
Molecular function (GO): protein serine/threonine kinase activity; ATP binding
Source: RefSeq, a predicted model, not a curated record
CUGACAGGCACCCCAGAUGCAGAUAUGGCAAGUUUGCCGCCUGCAGUGAACCGCCACCACCGCCACUAGCAGCAACAGGUCCACACUGCUUUCAGCAGCCGUUACUGAUGAGGUGCUGCGAAAAGGAGGGGGCUUACUCCGCUGUCAUUGUCAUAUCACAUGUGCAGGAGUUACGAGUGGAACAGUCUGUGCAGAGGGAGACAGAGAGAAGUUUGUUUCACCCUCCAAGUUCUUGGAUGCAAACAAGGGCAACGCCAGUAGACUGAAGAAUAUUGCAGCAUCGGAAAACGGCUCCAGCUAUUAUGACUAAUGCCAGCAGGUCAUUGGACGAGCUUUGUCACCUGACAGCUCAGUCUCUGGUCUCCCUGGAGACCACGGAACACUUCCAGAUCAUCAAGAUGCUAGGGGAGGGUUCCUAUGGGCAGGUCAAACUGGCUGUCCACAAGAAGAGGGGGACUCCGAUGGCCCUGAAGUUUUUCCCUCGUGAGUCCACAGGCCUGCUGUCCUUCCUGAGAGAGUACAACCUCUCGCUGGCCUUCUGCUCCCACCCUUCCCUCACCUCCGCCCUGGGCAUUGCCUUCUCCACCCCUGAGCACUAUGUCUUUGCCCAGCAGCCCAGCCUCUACGGAGACCUGUUUGAUGUCAUCGUCUCUGAGGUGGGUCUGGGGGAAGACUGUUCCCAGCGCGUGGCCUCCCAGCUCAGCGGCGCCCUCUCCCACCUGCACCGUCUCGGCUUCGUGCACCGCGACCUCAAGCCCGAGAACGUCUUCCUGUGCGACCCGCAGUGCCGCUGGGUCAAGCUGGGCGACUUCGGCAUGGCCAAGGCUCGUGGCAUCAAGGUGCCCUGCGUCUGGUACAGCUCCGCCUACUGCACGCCCGAGAGUGAGAUCGUCCGCGAGACAGACGAGGAGGUGGAGGUGGACGGAAGCGGAAGCGAAGCAGGGACCAUGGCUCUGGAUGAGAACGGGAACCCAGUGGAGGUGGUGGUGGAGGUCAGGAGGCCCAAGAAGCAGGAGCAGGUGUGGGUGUCGGUGGAGCCCAGCACGGACACCUGGGCACUGGGAAUGCUGAUCUACGCCAUGCUGACGGGGGUCCAGCCGUGGGCGGAGACCGCCUCCGACUGCAGGGGCUACCAGCUCUACAAGGAGUGGGCCGACCACGCCAACGAGGAGAUGGGAAACAAGAACAUGAUGGAGGACUAUGAUGGACAGAUGAUCCAAGAGGAAGGUGAAGAGGAGGAGAUGGACAGAGAUAUGAAUGGCAACGACAAUAACAACAACAACAGUAGUAAUGUCAUCGCGUCACAGUUUACGUUCUUCACGCCGCUGGGCUGCUCCCUGUUCCUGUCGCUGUUGCACCCUGAUCCAGAGCUCCGUGGAGGGGCCGAGGAGGUGAUGGAGCACCUGGGCGGGUCCUGGCUCAGGGAGGAGGAGAGGAGGCGCAGGGAGGAGGAGGCCGCCAUCCGCAAACAGAGAGAGCUCAUGGAGGAGGACGACGAGACGGAGAGAGUACAGAGCAGAGACAGAUGAAAACGAACACUGAUGGAAAGAUGAACUGAUCGCGAAAGCUAAAUCUCAAUGCAUGUUUGACUUAUUAUGUACAGUAUUAUGUUGGCUACUGCGAUGUAUAACUACCUGUAGGGCAUUGUAGAGAAUAGAUAUUAUUUAUUUUUAUAUUUGCGCUUUUCUCUGCACUUUCAUAUAUCGACCAAAUUGUAUAUUUUUAUGAUUUCUAAUUAUAUCAUUAUUGUUAUAAGCUUGGAUGGCUUAGGUAUGUAUGUAUCUAUUGUACUUUUUGAAGCUUUUUGAAUAGUAUUUAUCAACUAUAACACUUUAAUAUUUAUAGCUUUGUAGCAUGGGGUCCUAUUAUACCACCCCAUUACGACAAUCUGCUGAGAAACAUAGAGAGCUGUUUAUUUGCCACUGUAUUCUACAUCACAACAUUGUGCUGUUACUGUGAACUGUAUUAGAUACUGGGAUUUUUACAGUUUUAGACUUUUGAUGACUUUGUAAAUAAUCUACAGUGUAUAGAUCAGUUCGUGAAGUCAGGAAAAACGACUACCGGCUUCCAACUUCAAAUGGAUUGAAUCAAAUGCAUCUGAUUUUACAUGAAAAAUCUCAUUCUUUUCCAGGUUUGGAGGUUGUUGUGCUGUAUGUGCAAUAUAAUUGCAAUGACUUUGCAGCAUGAUGUUGGUGGUGGCUUUGUUCAAUUUAUUCUUGCAAUGUGCUGUACAGUACGGUAUAUAGCCUACAAUAUGGGACAGAACCGCUAUGGAUAACAUGAUAGCCUGUUAUGCAAGGGAAGUAGAUUCUAUAACACAAUAUUGUGCUGUUGUAAAUUGUGUGUCAUAAUUAAAUUCUUGGUUAGGUAAGGAAUUCAUUGUUCACAUUUUUCAGGCGUGACGGACGUCUGAGCUUCAUAGUCGUUAGUAACACUUGUCCUGUGUGCAAUGCUUGUAUGUUAUUGCUUCGACUUCACAGUAUGUAUUGGUUGUGGCUUGUGCGUGUAUACACAAGUCCCCAUAGUAUAUAUCGAACGCAUUCUCGCAAUGUUCGGAAAUAAAUCAUCCGGGCUAUCUUUUGCCUUGGCAUUGGUAUCGCCGCA